Molecule: messenger RNA, 2645 nt
Organism: Portunus trituberculatus (swimming crab)
Lineage: Eukaryota; Metazoa; Arthropoda; Malacostraca; Decapoda; Portunidae
Exons: 12
Coding region: 101-1732 (543 amino acids)
Molecular function (GO): protein binding
Source: RefSeq, a predicted model, not a curated record
CCGAUUCUGGAAAGACGGUCUACGACGUGAUGAACUCGACGACCCUGGAGGUGGCGGGCGUGGAGCUCAUCACCUACACCACCCACUUCAAGGCGCUGCGAUGGACGGGACCACUGCACGGAGAGUGGCGCCUGGACGCUUCCACACUCAACAAUCUCACCGUCACAGUCCUCGCCACCUCCUCCCUCGACUUCUCGCCUCCUUCUCCCUGCUGGAUGCCACGCCGCCCCACCCGCACUACAGACCCACGGAAGGCCAGCCGCUUAUAAACAUGCCUUACUACCUCGAGGUGACACUGGUGGGACAUCUUGAGAGCAAAGUGGCCAUGGUGUCCGGUGUCCAGUUCAUUGAUAAGGAAGGUGAUGUGCUGCGAGAGAUCGAUUACGUUCCGCCAGUGAAGGACCAAGCCUACAUGUGGACCUCCCCGCUUCCCGACCACCCCUUCUACGUGAGGAUUCUCGGCUACCUCGUCUCAGGCAACCCAUGGGCAAGACAGAUGCCUGUGGAGGUGUGGCCUGUGGAGACUUUGGUAGAACUCUUCUCCACCACGGACGACCUGUCAGCACCGCCUGGAGGAAGAGCCACAGCCAAGUUCAUGGUGGUGAACUAUGGGUUGGAAAGUAACUUCGAUAUCACUGUCACUGACGACCUUAAUUUCCUGGACACCAUCAAUCCUAAGAGGGUCUUCCUCGCCAACAACCAGACAGCUCUAGUGGAGGUGAGCUUCCAGGUACCUCCGACGGCUACCCACGGCCAGGUGAGCACUGUACUGGUCACCGCCCGCAGCCAGGUGCAGAAACUCUCCUACAACACUGCACUCACACACUUCUUCGUCCUUCCCACGCUAUUGGACACUGACUCCCCCACCUGCGUGCUGGACCACAUGCCGAGCUGCGCAGGGUUCACAAACAACGGCCUGUGCUCAACCAAAAACUGGAAUGUGACAGCCACCCUGCAGGACCAUGGCUCAGGACUGUACUUGGUGACCGCUGUACCUGAUGAACAUAACAUGAUAGUCCCGAACUUCCCGCCGGGCACUACCUCUGAGGUGUACAUGCAGUACCAGACCGACUGUUGCACCACGCAUGUCCAGAUUCGAGGCGUGGAUGCCCUUGGCAACGUUGGCGACUGUGACGAGAUUGACAUGGGCAAGCUGGGAGGUCUCAUUUACUACCUCGAGGUGGAGAUGGCUGGAAACACGUGGCUGGCGGUGCGUUGGAACAUCAGCAACAGCAGCGUCCCAGUGUCCCAUUAUAAUCUGUGGCUCGACGGUCAGUUCCUGCACCAGAUUCCCUGUCAUGAGGACUCGUGCGCUGAUCACAUUAAUUACCUGGAGCCUUGCACGAAACAUAACUUCACCGUGAAUCCCGUUUUCUACUACUUGGGUGGGACAGUGGAGGGCAUGGGGCGCUCCACUACUGGCACCACGAUGGAGGAAGUACCGGAGACUCCAAUUAGCGGCCGUGAGAUAGAUGCCACAGAGACCUCCGUCACUAUCGCCUGGGAAUCUGCUAACCCAGACUGCAGCUUCAAAUACGAGGUGUGCACACAUGAGGUGAACACAAGCCCGAGUACUGCGGUGUGUCACGAAACCUUCGACACCUACACGACGAUCGCAGGGCUGGAGGAAUGUCGUGCAUACAACAGCGACGUUCGAGCUCUCUCCCACGCUUACAACACCAGCAGUCCCCUCACCUUCUACUCCGUCACCCUCUGCGUGGACAUUCCCUGAGCCUUGGCCUGCGAUACCUUUAUACUUCCUCUCCCUCUACCCAUAAGCUCUUCCUUUUUUUUCUAUAAGACAAAUCUGGGGAUACAAAAGCUUAAAAAGAAUUAAUGAAAAAGUCACACUGAAGACAUCAGUCAUCAAAGAGUAGAGAUGAAAGGAUUAUCAAAAUUAGAAAAGUGUCUUGUAACCUCCCUCUUGAUGAGUUGAAAUUAUAAGUAGACGGGGAAUGCAGAAGCAGGUAGGGUGUUCCAGGGUUUACCAAUGAAAUUAAUGAAAGACUGCGAAUACUGGUUAACUCUUGCAUCAAGGAAGUUGAUGCAAUUUGGGAUGAGAGAAAGUUAUAUAUAUAUAUAUAUAUAUAUAUAUAUAUAUAUAUAUAUAUAUAUAUAUAUAUAUAUAUAUAUAUAUAUAUAUAUAAUUGAAGCAGCCUUUGUUUUCAUUAUUGUCUACGUUGCUUACAUCCAUCCGUACUUUGUUGUUCUUCUCAUACAUCAUCGUUUUGAUUACUGCAAGUGUUGUUUUUAUGGUGGUGGUGACCUCGCUGCUCACGGCGGCUGUGAUGUCUAGGGUGUUCUUGCAAUUGUUAAGGCUGGAUCUGAGGAUAUUGCUCUCUGAAUACUGUCCGCACUGAUGUAUGCAGUGCAAUACACUUAGUACAGUGUGUGAAGAGUGACUGACCUAACUGUUUGUGACUCACGCAUCACUGGCCAAUCUUGUUUACUCUCCGAUGGCCCGUCUAUAGGGUCAGCUCCUCUUGUUUGUUGUUGUCGUUGUUGUUGUUGUUGUUGUUGUUGUUGUCGUUGUUGUUGUUGUUGUUGUCGUUGUUGUUGUUGUUGUUGUUAUUCAUGAUUUAAUGUUAUAUAUUAGACACAUACCGCAGAAGGAGCCUUGCAAUUAAAAUAAAAUAAUAACCUAA